UACCACUUGCGGUGUCCGUCGUCACAAGUGAAGUACUAGGUAGACACAUUCGCUUAGAGGUAUCCAGCAUGGAGGUCUCAGCCAUGGAGGAGGCCCUCCCGAAGGCGACGACGAAGAACAAGGGAGGCCUCAGGACCAUACCGUUCAUCAUCUCGAACGAGAUCUUCGAGAAGGUGGCCACGUUCGGGCUGCACGCCAACAUGAUCCUGUACCUCACCGAGAGGUACCACAUGGCGGCGGCCACCGGCACCGCCGUGCUCUACAUCUGGAACGCGCUCUCCAACUUCCUCCCGGUCUUCGGCGCCGUCCUCUCCGACUCCUGCCUCGGCCGCUUCCGCGUCAUCGCCCUCGGCUCCGUCGUCAGCCUCGCCGGGAUGUGCCUGCUGUGCCUGACGGCGAUACUGCCGGCGGACAGGAGGACGGCGGGGUGCGCGGCGAGGCGGAGCGACUGCGAGCUGGUGCCGUGGCAGCUGCCGCUGCUGUUCGCGUCGUUCCUGCUCAUGUCGGUGGGGUCGGGCGGCAUCCGGCCGUGCGCGCUGGCGUUCGGGGCGGACCAGCUGGACCGGCGGGACAACAGCGCCCGGAACGUGCGGACGCUGCAGACCUUCUUCAACUGGUACUACACCGUGCUGGGGCUCUCCAUCGUGCUCGCCUCCACCGUCGUCGUCUACAUCCAGCAGGCCAAGGGGUGGGUCAUCGGCUUCGCCGUGCCCGUCGUGCUCAUGCUCACCGCGCUCGCGCUGCUGCUGCUCGGCUCGCCCUUGUACCUCAAGGCGAAGGCCGACAGGAGCGUGCUCGUCGGCCUCGUGCAGGUGCUCGUCGCCAGCUACAGGAGGCGGCGGGAGGCGCUGCCGGCGGAGACGGCCGACGCGUCGUGGUUCCACAACCGGGCCGGGUACAAGCCAAGGGUUCCGUCGAGCAGGUUGAGGUGGUUGAACCGGGCGUGCGCGCUCGGCGACAACCCGGAGAAGGAGGUGAACCCCGACGACGGGUCGGCGCGCGACCCGUGGACGCUGUGCACGGUGCAGCAGGUGGAGGACGUCAAGGCGGCCGUCCGCGUGCUGCCGAUAUGGUCGACCGGGAUCAUGCCCGGCGUGGUCAUCGGCCAGCAGAUGUUCCCGGUGCUGCAGGCGAAGAUGAUGGAGCGGCGGGUGGGCGGGCUGGAGAUCCCCGCGGCGUCCUUCGGCGUCUUCAGCAUCCUCACGCUCACCGUCUGGGUGGCCGUCUACGACCGCGCGCUCGUCCGACCGCUGUCGCAGCUCACCGGCCACGCCCGCGGCGUCACCCUGCGGCAGCGGAUGGGCAUCGGCAUUGCGCUGUUCGCCGUGGCCAUGGCCGUGGCCGCGCGCACCGAGAGCGCCCGCCGCGCCGCGGCGCUGGCCGAGGGGCUCCGCGACUACGGCCCGCAGUCGGGCCGCGCCGCGCGCAUGUCCGCCAUGCGGCUGGUGCCGCAGCACUGCAUCACGGGCCUCGCCGAGGCGCUGAACCUGAUCGGCCAGAUCGAGUUCUACUACUCGGAGUUCCCCAAGACCAUGUCCAGCAUCGGCGUCUCGCUGCUCGCGCUCGGCAUGGGGUUCGGCAGCGUGGCCGGGAGCGCCAUCGUCGGGGUCAUCAACGCCGCCACCAGGAGGAGCGGCGGCGACAGCUGGCUCUCCAGCGACCUCAACAGGGGACGCUACGACUACUACUACCUCGUCCUCGCCGUGCUGUGCGUGGCCAACCUCGUCUUCUUCGUCUGGUGCGGCUGGGCCUACGGCGAGGAAGGCCAGAACCGCGUCACGGCGGAGGAAGCGAUCAUGGAAGACAAACCAAAGGAAGAGCAGCAGAAACUGUAAAACCCUUUUCAGUGAGGCAGGCUGCUGCUUCACCUUCUACUUCUCCCUCUUGUGAAAAUUGAGUAAUAUGUACAUGUAUAAGUUGGUGAAAAAAUUUGGACGGUUCGACCCAGGGUUUCUCCUACCACCGGAUACGGGGUUACCACACCUCGGUAAACCAUGAGAAACCAUAAA
Messenger RNA from Oryza brachyantha (malo sina), 2009 nucleotides. Its product is annotated as protein NRT1/ PTR FAMILY 1.2-like. Gene Ontology annotation, biological process: transmembrane transport. The record is from RefSeq and is a predicted model, not a curated record. The transcript is spliced from 3 exons. The coding region runs from base 69 to 1835 and encodes 588 amino acids. Gene Ontology annotation, molecular function: transmembrane transporter activity. NCBI's taxonomy places the organism in Eukaryota, Viridiplantae, Streptophyta, Magnoliopsida, Poales, Poaceae. Gene Ontology annotation, cellular component: plasma membrane.